Alexandromys fortis (reed vole) is the source of this 1989-nucleotide messenger RNA. RefSeq names its product dihydroorotate dehydrogenase (quinone) (gene Dhodh). Gene Ontology annotation, biological process: 'de novo' pyrimidine nucleobase biosynthetic process; UMP biosynthetic process. The transcript has 9 exons. Gene Ontology annotation, molecular function: dihydroorotate dehydrogenase activity. Bases 88 to 1317 code for a protein of 409 amino acids. NCBI's taxonomy places the organism in Eukaryota, Metazoa, Chordata, Mammalia, Rodentia, Cricetidae. The record is from RefSeq and is a predicted model, not a curated record. Gene Ontology annotation, cellular component: cytoplasm; mitochondrial inner membrane.
UGGAAACCUCUUCCUCACUGAUGCACAGAAGGGAAGGUAUGGAAUUUCGGACAAGCUCGGCGCAGUAGCAAGCAUUCCUCAGAAAGCAUGAUACUGGUAAAAGAGAACACGGCGACGGAGGGACGGAAGAGGUCCGGUUCCAGGCAGAACAAGCGGGCCCUGGAUGCGGCCAUCAUCCUCGGAGGCGGAGGACUUCUCUUCACCUCUUACCUGACAGCCACGGGCGAUGACCAUUUCUACGCGGAAUACCUCAUGCCGGCCCUGCAGAGGCUGCUAGACCCAGAAUCAGCCCACCGCCUCGCUGUUCGCUUCACGUCCCUGGGGCUCCUUCCUCGAGCUCCGUUUCAGGACUCUGACAUGCUGGAAGUGAGAGUCCUGGGCCGUAAAUUCCGAAAUCCAGUAGGGAUUGCUGCAGGAUUUGACAAACAUGGGGAAGCUGUGGAUGGCCUCUACAAGCUGGGCUUUGGUUUUGUUGAGGUCGGAAGUGUGACUCCCCAGCCUCAGGAAGGAAACCCCAGACCCAGAGUAUUCCGCCUCCCGGAGGACCAAGCUGUCAUUAACAGGUACGGAUUCAACAGUCACGGGCUCUCGGUGGUGGAACACAGGCUGCGGGCCCGACAGCAGAAGCAGAUCAAGCUCACUGCAGAUGGGCUGCCCCUGGGAAUCAACCUGGGGAAGAAUAAGACUUCGGUGGAUGCUGCUGCAGACUAUGUAGAGGGCGUUCGUGUCCUGGGCCCCUUGGCUGACUACCUCGUGGUGAACGUGUCCAGUCCCAACACUGCUGGCCUGAGGAGCCUCCAGGGAAAGACUGAGCUGCGCCUCCUGCUGGCCAAGGUGCUGCAGGAGAGGGACGCCUUGAAGGGAGUGCGGAAGCCGGCUGUGCUGGUGAAGAUCGCCCCUGACCUCACGGCCCAGGACAAGGAGGACAUUGCCAGUGUGGCGAGAGAGCUGGGCAUCGAUGGACUGAUUGUCACAAACACCACAGUGAGUCGCCCUACCGGCCUACAAGGUGCUCUGCGCUCUGAGGUGGGAGGACUGAGUGGGAAGCCACUCCGAGAUUUGUCAACGCAGACCAUCCGGGAGAUGUACGCCCUCACUCAAGGAAGGAUUCCCAUUAUCGGGGUUGGCGGUGUGAGCAGCGGGCAGGAUGCGCUGGAGAAGAUCCAGGCAGGGGCCUCCCUGGUACAGCUGUACACGGCCCUCACCUUCCUGGGGCCGCCUGUCGUGGUCAGGGUCAAGCGUGAGCUGGAGGCACUUCUAAAAGAGCGGGGUUUUAACACAGUCACAGAGGCCAUUGGCGCAGAUCACCGGAGGUGACAGCUCCUACCAGACGCCCUAUCCAGAACGGGCGUACCUUGAGCCCCCAGUGACUGCAUCAUGAGAGGAAGCUCUGUCUCAAGCCAUGACCUUUGAACUGUGGGCCCAGCUGGACUGCACAAGUGUCCCGGGUGUCACUAGACAGUGGAGGCGUUCUCUAAUGAGACCACAGACUCUAGUGUCGCUUUCUGGGUCUAAGUCCUGGGAUCUCUCGGUAGUAUAAGGACAUUGGCUCUUUGGGAGGAAAAAUCGUGGAGAAAAUAAAGCCAUUUAAACCUGUUUUAAAAUCCUGUCCCUUCUGGGGGCCAGGUCUCUGCCCAUAUGCUGAAGGUCUUUCUGGGUCUCCACUCCCUGGUCUGCAGGGGGCUUCCCAGGACUCUGCCUUUCAGUUGACUUAAUUUAUAUUACAUCUGACUUUAUUUUGAGAAUAUUUCAUAGUCAAAAGUUGCAGGAGUAGUCAGUGAAGUCUAUGUGUCCUUCAUUUUGAGCCACCAGGAGUCACCAUUUGUCACAGUGGCUUCUCUGUCCUUCUCUUUCUCUGCACACACACACACAAAGAGAGAGAACAUUGCUGGCAUAUGCUAUUAUUACUGAAACAUUAGAGAUGGUGUCAUUACUUUCCCCCAUGAGAAGCCAGCCUGAUUCUCCAAAGCACAUGAUAUCACUGCUUAA